AUGACUCUGGAUCUCGACGCGUUCGACUCCUCGGUCGCCAGCCUCGGCGAGGAAUCCGAGGGCUACACUCCCGAGAAGCUGAAGAAGGCGGUGUCGAAGAAGACGGGCGGCGGAAAGCCCCUGAACGAGAUUGAAAAUGACAGCGUGCAAAUCGAUUCGCCGGCCCCCACCCCCGCAAAGCCUGGGUCCAAGAAGAGCGCAACCGAGACGUAUCAGAAGCUGACGCAGCUCGAGCACAUUAUCAAGCGUCCCGACACAUAUAUCGGUUCCGUGGAAAUGACGGAAUCGCAAAUGUGGGUGUUCAACAUGGAGAAAAAGGAAAUGGAACUGCGCAAGGUUCAUUUCGUACCUGGUCUCUACAAGAUUUUUGACGAAAUUCUUGUCAAUGCUGCGGACAACAAGCAAAGAGACACGGCCGACCACACCCCCAUGACGCAUCUCAAGGUCACGCUCGAUCGGGCCAAAGGAGAGAUCAGCGUGGAAAACAACGGCAAGGGUAUCCCAGUCGUGAUUCACGAGAUUCUAUUGCUAACAAUUGGCGAUGUAGAAAGAAAAAUGUACAUUCCUCACAUGAUUUUUGGCGAACUGUUAACCGGUUCCAACUACGAUGAUCUCGAGAAGAAGACGGUUGGUGGUCGCAAUGGUUUCGGUGCCAAGUUGUGUAACAUCUUCAGCACUGAGUUCAGCGUUGAAGUCCAAGACGCCGAAAACGGGAAGAGGUACAAGCAGACAUGGAACGACAACAUGAGUAAGGUUGGUAAGCCCAAGAUUACCUCGAGCAAGUCGGCUAGCUUUGUCCGCAUCACCUUUAAGCCCGACUUCGACCGCUUCGGCAUGCCGGGCGGUAUUGAUGACGACCUUGAGGCCCUCAUCUACCGCCGAGUCUACGACAUGGCUGGUACCCUUAAGGGUGUCAAGGUUCUGCUCAACGGUGACCAGCUUAAGCUGAAGGACUUCAAAUCGUACUGUGAACUGUACGCGCGUGCCAUUAGCCGUGAGCGCGUGGCUGAGGAGGGCGGGGAUCCCAAGACGACUGUGUUUGUCGACAAGACCUCGAGUCGACGCUGGGAGGUUGGUUUUGCCGUCUCCGAUGGCGCGUUCCAGCAAAUUUCCUUCGUCAAUUCCAUUGCGACUACGUCGGGAGGAAAUCAUGUCAACUACAUCACGGACCAGAUCACCAACUACUUUUUGACCCAUUUGAACAAAAAGUCAAAGGGUCACGGCCUCAAGCAGAAUCAUAUCCGCAACCAUCUCUUCAUCUUCAUCAACUGCCUGGUCGACAACCCUUCUUUCAACUCGCAGACAAAGGAACAAAUGACGACCAAGGUCAGCCAAUUUGGUAGUAAAUGCUCGCUUUCCGAGGAUUUCCUCAAGAAGAUCACCAAGUCGGAUGCCAUUCAGAAGAUUCUCGACUUUGCCGAGAAGAAGGCGGACAAGAUGAUGGCCAAGAGCGACGGUAACAAGCGGUCCCGUAUCAACAACGCCAAGCUCGUCGAUGCCAACUUUGCCGGAACUCGCCACGGCCACGAGUGCACCCUGAUUCUGACUGAGGGUGACUCGGCCAAGAGUUUGGCCAUCGCGGGUCGUGCAAUUCUCGAUCCCGACCGCAUCGGCGUCUUUCCCCUCAGGGGUAAGAUGCUCAACGUGCGUGAUGCGUCGAUCGACCAGAUUACCAAGAACCAGGAAAUUCAGAAUAUCAAGCAAUUCCUUGGCUUGAAGCACAAGCAAGUCUACACGGAUACCAAGGGCCUCCGCUAUGGCCAUCUCAUGAUCAUGGCCGAUCAGGAUCACGACGGUAGCCAUAUCAAGGGUCUUCUGAUCAACUUCCUCCAGGUCCAGUACCCUUCGCUUCUCCAAAUUCCCGACUUCUUCCGCGAGUUCAUCACCCCCAUCGUCAAGGUGUGGCAGGGCAGCGAUCCCAAGAAACCCAAGAGGCUCAAGUCGUUCUUCACCCAGCCUGAGUAUGAGGCCUGGAAGGAGUCCCACCGCAGUGAACUAUCCAGGUGGGACUACAAGUACUUCAAGGGUCUGGGUACUUCUUCCAACGAAGAUGCCCAAGUCUACUUCACCAACCUAGAUGAGCACUUGAAGGAGUUUGAUGUCAUGCAACCGACUGAAGCCAACAUGCUUGACCUAGCCUUCUCCAAGAAGAAGGCGGACGCCCGAAAGGAGUGGCUGGGGAACUUCGUGCCCGGGACCUUCCUCGACCAAUCUACGAAGACUAUCUCCUAUACUGACUUCAUCAACAAGGAGUUGAUUCUGUUCAGCAUGGCAGAUAACAUUCGUUCUAUUCCUUCCGUCCUUGACGGUCUGAAGCCUGGUCAGAGAAAGGUGAACGAUCUUGCUGGCUUCAUCUCCCACUUGACUUCGUACCACCACGGUGAUGCCUCGCUGCAGCAGACCAUUAUCGGUCUAGCACAGAACUUUGUCGGCUCCAACAACAUCAACUGCCUCGAGCCCAGCGGAAAUUUCGGUUCUCGUCUUGCCGGUGGAUCGGAUGCUGCCAGCGCCCGAUAUAUCUACACGCGCCUUUCGCCUUUCGCGCGCAAAGUGUUCUCGGCGCUCGAUGAGCCCAACCUUGAAUUCCAAAUCGAGGAUGGCCAGGCGAUCGAGCCCAAGGUCUACUGUCCCGUCGUGCCCAUGGUGUUGGUCAACGGUGCAGACGGUAUUGGUACCGGCUGGAGCACUUCGAUCCCAAACUACCAUCCCAUGGACAUUGUCAACAACAUCAAGCGACGAAUGGGUAGGCUCGAGAAGAGCGAUGACGAGGAAAAGCCGUUUGAGCCGAUGUCGCCUUGGUUCCGCGGCUGGAAGGGAACCAGCGAGCCUGCGGGCCCGGACAGGUACAAGUUCAACGGUAUCGCCUACCAAAAUGAGAAGAACCCGAACGAGAUUGUCAUCACCGAGCUGCCCAUCCGAACCUGGACGGAUGACUUCAAGGCCCGGCUGGAGGAAAUCAUUAGCGGUGCCAAAGGCCCGUCAUGGAUCAAGGACUACAAGGAAUUCAACGACCACAAGAAUGUACACUUUGAGAUCAUGCUCAGCGAUGAGAAGGCGCGCGAUGCAGUUCUCAAGGAAGGCAUCGCCGAGCGAUUCAAGCUCAGCAAGCAGAUUGCCACGUCCAACUUGGUGGCCUUUGACAGCAACGGGCAGAUUCGAAAGUACGAGAAGACGGAGGACAUCAUGGAAGAAUUCUACGUCCACCGAUUCAAGAUGUACACGGAGCGCAAGAAGCACUGGCUCGGCGUGUACCAUUCGGAUUACCGCAAGCUCAAGAACCAGUACCGCUUCAUCAAGGAAAUCAUGGAUGCAGAUCUAGUCGUCAACCGCAAGAAAAAGGCUGCCAUCACGCCCCUCGAGAAGAAGAAGUCGACGGACGAUGAUGCCGAAAAUGAGAACGAAGACGAAGACACUGACAAGGAAACCGCCCAGGGCGCGCGCGAUUACGACUACCUCCUCUCGAUGGCCAUCUGGUCUUUUACAACGGAGCGUCUCGAGAGGCUCAAGGAGCAGAUUGCCAAGAAGAAGAAGGAACACGAUGAGCUGCUUGCCCUCAGCGAGAAGGAUCUGUGGUGCACCGACCUGGAUGCCUUUGUCGAGGAGUGGGAACGCCAACUUCGCCUAGAUGCCGAGAUUCAGACAUCAAUCAACCGUCUUGGCCGCCGCGUCUCGAAGAAGAUAGGUGCUGGUCGUGGACGCAAGGGUGCCGCAAAGGAAGAUGAUGAAUAUGAUCCUAGCAAGAAGACCAAGGGCCGGCCCAAGAAGGCCGCAACAGCGGCAGCCCCCAAGGUGGAAACCAAGGCACACCAGCGCUUUGCCGAGAUGUUCACGGCCAAGGCCGCCGUCAGGCCAAAGGAGGAGAAGGACGAGGACGAGGGGCUGGCCGGUGGGUCUGACGGCUUCUCGGAUAAUGACUUUGCCGCGCUGAGCAGGCCCAAAUCAAGUGCCGCGGCGGUGACCAAGUCGGAGUCUGUCGAACCGUCGGAAACCGGGGCGGCCAGAUCCAAGCGCGCUGCGGCCGCUAAGCCUAAGACGUGGGUCGUGGACUCGGAUAGCGACGAAGAGUACGGCGACAAGCUUCUGGGCGACGUCAGCUCCAUGGUCAAGGGCAUCAAGAAAGCGGAUGGCGAUGGCAAUGGUGCCUCGGGCAACGGCAGGCUUAGUCUGUUCACCAUGUCACGGCCCGAGAGCCAAGGACAGGGCAGCAGCGCGGCGUCUGCACUGCCCAAGAUGAAGUCGAAGCCUUCAAGGACCUUUGACUUUGAGGAGUUUGACGACGAGACCAACUAUGAGAUGCUCGCCAAGUCUUCGCCUCGAAAGUCGAUCAAGGGCGACGACAUUGAUGAAUUGUUGUCCGACGACGAUGACUUCCCACCUGCCAAGGCGGCUCCCAAGCCUGUCGCGGCGGCCGCUGCCGCAGCGCCCGCGGCCAAGAGGAGGGGCCGUCCCGCAGGAGCGGCCAACAAGGCCAAGGAUGAAGCCAAGCCUGCUGCAAAGGUGACCAAAGUGAAGGCGGCAGCCACCAAGCAGACGACUCUCUCGCCCGCGGCUAAGGCGUACGCCGCGCGCAAGGCGACCAAGAAGAUUGUUUUGAGCGACGACGACGAAGACGAUGUAGACGCUAUGGAAGACGUGUCGGAGGAACCCGCACCAGCACCAAGAAGGGGCCGGCCUGCACGAGCGGCGGCAACCAAGCCCAAGGCUAAGCCGAGGUAUGUUGACUCGGAGGAUGAAGAGGACGAGGGUUCGUUUGCUGCGCAAGACGAGGACAGCGACGAUCCGUUCGCCAUGGAUUCAGAUUAA
Parascedosporium putredinis is the source of this 4803-nucleotide messenger RNA. NCBI's taxonomy places the organism in Eukaryota, Fungi, Ascomycota, Sordariomycetes, Microascales, Microascaceae. The record is from the annotation of a GenBank genome assembly.